AAGAUGUCAUCAGUGAUCGAGAUAGUAAUGCAAGUAUGGACUUAUCAUGGCAUGUGGCAUUUUCUUAUAAGUUAGAAAAACACUUUUCGACAUAAAUUAAAUAGUUUUGAGUAUUCCCAUACUUAGUAACUAUGUUAAAAGUGCCUGUGUUGGAUAUGAACUUGGAUAAAAGCAAAAAAGAUACUGAAACAACAUCCAAAUAUGUCUUAACCAAUAAUGAAUUACUUACAAUUGAAAAUAAUGGUGCAAAUGGGCAAGUCCCUCAAAUCACUUGGGUUACUGAACUGGGAAAGCAGUUACUCAAAGCUGCAAGUGAAGGAAACACUGAAGAAAUUAGAUUGCUUGUGGGUAAAGGGGCCCCAUUUACGGCAGACUGGUUGGGGACAAGUCCUUUGCAUUUAGCAGCUCAGAAUAACCAUUUAGAUGUUUGUUGUUUGUUAUUGAGGGCAGGAAUUUCAAAAGAUGCAAGAACCAAAGUUGACAGAACACCACUUCAUAUGGCUGCUUAUAAAGGACACUAUGAAAUUGUGGAAUGUUUACUGACAAAUGGAGCUGAAGUAAAUUGCAAAGACUUAUUAGGAAUGACACCACUUCACUGGGCUGUUCAGAAUGCUCACAUUGAGGUAGUGUCCCUGCUUAUCCGUUAUGGAGCUGACACACAGGCUGUUAACAAGUUUGAGUUGUCUCCCCUUGAUAUUGCUAUGCAAAUUCAAAAGCAUGAUAUUGCUGAUAUAAUAAGUGCAACUCUAACAACAAAUGAAAACUUUCAAGCAGCAAAUGAAAGUAGCAAUGACUCAGGUUUGGAACCCACUUCAGAAAGUCGAUUAUCUGAAAAUGACUCUUCCUUUCCUAUAGAAACAAUAUUAUUAGAAGGUAUAGAUGGAGAGUCAAUAAAUGCACAUUGUGAGAAUGAUGCAGGUAUUUUUAAUUCAUUAUUUCCAAAACAAACAAACACCGAAAGGCUCUUUGCAGAAGAAGAGGAUUCCCAGAAUGAAAAUGAAAGUGAAGAGCAACCCCAAGAAACCUCAUUUAUUGAAGAGAAGGAAGACUUUUCUGAAACUGUUAAACUUCUUCAGCAACAUGGUAUCACUAUGUUGCCUCCUGAUGAUAGCAAUAUUUUCACUUCAGUAAUGGACACUGGACAUCAAGUUGUCUUAACAGAUAUUGGGAAAGAGAUGUUGAAUUCAACAAAACCCGUUGCAAAAAUAAAACCAGAAGCUGUAAAGAUUGCUACAAAGGUGCAUCAGAAAUUGAAAAGCAAUUCGAGGAGUGCCCUUAAGACAAAGGAAGUAUUGUUAUCCGUUACCCCAGAAGAGUUUCUCGCCAUGACCACCAAUUUAAAUGCACCAAUGGAAUUGAAAAAAGUCGAAAAUUUUAAUUGUGUUUCAAAACCCACUACAAAAAGGAUCGUGAUGAAAAAGAGUAAAGUUAUUCCAGUAGUUGUUAAUAAUAACAAUAAUAAUAAUGCUGUAAAUAAGUCGAAAAAGUCAGGUAUUAAUGUUUCUGAUAUGGAGCUAUUAAUGACUCAAUUAAUAGAAGUUAAAAGACAAGCGACUGUAUACAAAAGACAAGCUGAAGAGUACAAGAGCAAAUUGUUAAUGAAAGAAGCAGAAGCGAAAAUGUAUAAGCAAAAGUUAAUCGCGUUGCAGAGAAAUUGUUACUGUUCUUAGUAGAAAAUUAUAAAUAAAUAAAUUAUUAUCCCAUUGUGAUGAUCUAGGAUUAAGUUGGAAUUCAAUCAAAGUGCUGAUUGAUUCUUUUGUUAAUAACUUUUGUAUGAAAAAUAGAAAUAAACUUUUUGUACUAUC
Messenger RNA from Agrilus planipennis (emerald ash borer), 1805 nucleotides. It is a transcript of the gene Atac3, whose product is annotated as GA-binding protein subunit beta-1. The transcript has 8 exons. NCBI's taxonomy places the organism in Eukaryota, Metazoa, Arthropoda, Insecta, Coleoptera, Buprestidae. The record is from RefSeq and is a predicted model, not a curated record. Gene Ontology annotation, cellular component: nucleus. Gene Ontology annotation, molecular function: protein binding; transcription cis-regulatory region binding. Gene Ontology annotation, biological process: positive regulation of transcription by RNA polymerase II. The coding region runs from base 132 to 1670 and encodes 512 amino acids.